AUGCGAGGGAGGAGUGCUAGUGGGACGGGCCGGACUCGGCCCCCCACACUAGCGGUUGUUGAGGAGGAGGACGACCAGACAGCACCUCCAGAGGUGGCUGAGGCGCAAGAGGGUGUGCAGCCAGCUCCAGCACCUCGUAGACCUCGAGCUCGGCGCCAGCCUGUUGAGGGGGAAGUAUUGGAUGCCACUGGCAGAAUCCGAGUCAUCCCCAACGCACAGAGGACCAGGUUGCUCGAUACAAGCACGGUAUCUAGAGAGUUGCGGGAAAUCUUCCAGAAAAAAUUCUUCUGGGAGGACGAAUUCGAGGAACGAGUCAUCCGAAGUACUUUCGAGAAGCAUGCUGCGAACCGGUAUUCUGACAGGUUGUCCACUUACAAGACUUCUCGUGAGAGAGACGUGUCUAUUACAGACGACGUGUGGCAGGCUUGGGAGAGAGUUUGGGACUCUGAUGAGACAAAGAAGAAAUCAGCCCAGGCGCGGGCCAAUCGGAUGAGCGAGCCGGCCGGAGCUGGCACUGGACCAGUUCGACAUACCGGAGGGUCGAUGUCUGCUUUAAAGCAUAAGGCGGUUUUGGCUAGGGAGCUGGGGCGCGAGCCGACACAUGCUGAGGUGCAUAAGCGGAUGCACACUCUGAAGGCUGACCCGACCCGAUUCGUGGAUGAGCGCGCGAGGAUUGCGGCUGAGCGUUUUGAGCAGGAGAUGUUGGCCGCUACACAGACAGCCGAGGGGAGUACAGCAUCUACCCCAGUGGAUCCGGACGAAGUUUAUCUUGCUGUUGAGGGGGUGAGGAAGCGGCGUAUCUACGGAUUAGGCUCAGUUGGUUCUGAGUACGUAGCCUCGCAGCGGGGUACUUCUAGUAGACGACCCGACAGCUCCUCUCAGACCAUGUCGCCAGCCGACGAUGCGAGGUUCCGCACUGAUCUCAUCGCUCAGUUUGCGGAUACGAUCCGUGAUCAGGUCCAGAUUGCGGUUGCAGCGGCGAUGCAGCAGCAGGCCCCGGGAGAUGUUUUACCCACUCCUCCACCACCGCCUCCACCACCGCCUCCACCGGCUACUGAUGACGUUGUCCCAGAUGACGACGUCACAGAUUUGUAG
Molecule: messenger RNA, 1095 nt
Organism: Mercurialis annua (annual mercury)
Lineage: Eukaryota; Viridiplantae; Streptophyta; Magnoliopsida; Malpighiales; Euphorbiaceae
Exons: 5
Coding region: 1-1095 (364 amino acids)
Source: RefSeq, a predicted model, not a curated record